This is a messenger RNA of Manduca sexta (tobacco hornworm), 1706 nucleotides long. Its product is annotated as serine/threonine-protein kinase WNK3-like. Gene Ontology annotation, biological process: monoatomic ion homeostasis; intracellular signal transduction; negative regulation of sodium ion transport. The transcript is spliced from 13 exons. The annotation marks the transcript as partial. NCBI's taxonomy places the organism in Eukaryota, Metazoa, Arthropoda, Insecta, Lepidoptera, Sphingidae. The record is from RefSeq and is a predicted model, not a curated record. Gene Ontology annotation, cellular component: cytoplasm. Gene Ontology annotation, molecular function: potassium channel inhibitor activity; ATP binding; chloride channel inhibitor activity.
AUGACAUCAGGCCUACACAGCCACGGGCAUUCGAUAUCGCAGCCGCCGGCGCAUCAUUUGGAGUCAGCCACCGUUAUACCGGCGAAAGAGAAGACCGUGCACGGGGGAAAGAGAAGACGUUCAAGGUUGUGGUCGGCAGCGAGGUGGGUGUGAUGAAGACGCCGGUGCUGGGCCCGAGGCCGUACAACGCGCUCGCCAUCAUACACACGCAGCAGAGCAACACGUUUGAUAUGCUCAACUCGCUCACCACCAGCGUGGCGAGUCAACCAGUGGGCGUGGGAGGUUACCGUCGCCGCAGCUCGGGCCAGGGUCCCAUCCGUGAUCCAGAGCUGGACGAUAGCGGCAACAAGCUCGUCGCGAGGCUAGAGGACGACGCGUUCAUAUCGGAACAGGAUCUGGAAGAAAACAUAGAAAUAGCGACCGGCAAGGGAUUGCCGCACAAGCCGCCCGACGCGACCGACGAGGAACAGCCGCAAGAACCCCAGAACGGCAUGGUGUACGGACCGAUAUACGAGCUGGAGAAGCUCGACCAAAAAGACAAACACAAAGAAGAUAAAGAAGAUGAGGAGGAACCGAUCGGAGUGUCGCCGUGUGGCAGGUUUUUCAAAUACGACAAGGAGGUUGGUAGAGGCUCGUUCAAGACCGUGUACCACGGGCUGGACACGCAGACCGGUGUGGCCGUCGCUUGGUGCGAGUUGUUGGAGAAAAAACUGAACAAAACCGAGCGACUGAGGUUUAGAGAGGAGGCGGACAUGUUGAAGAAACUCCAACAUCCGAACAUUGUCCGCUUCUACAACUACUGGGAGGGCACUGUGGCCAAGAAGAAGAAUAUCGUGCUGAUCACCGAGCUCAUGCUGUCCGGGACGCUGAAAGCAUAUCUACGAAGGUUCAAAAAGAUCUACCCGAAGGUGUUGAAGUCAUGGUGUCGACAGAUUCUGAAGGGUCUGAACUUUCUGCACUCGCGGACUCCGCCCAUUAUACACAGAGAUCUGAAAUGCGACAACAUCUUUAUCACUGGUACGACUGGCAGCGUGAAAAUCGGCGACUUGGGACUAGCGACACUCAAAAAUAGGAGUUUUGCAAAAUCUGUCAUUGGCACGCCGGAGUUCAUGGCGCCGGAAAUGUACGAGGAGCACUACGACGAGUCCGUGGACGUGUACGCGUUCGGCAUGUGCAUGCUGGAGAUGGCCACCGGGGAGUACCCGUACAGCGAGUGCAGCGGGCCCGCGCAGAUAUACAAGAAAGUCGUGUCGGGCGUGAAGCCGCAGAGCUUGGAGAAGGUGACGAUACCGGAAGUGCGGGAGAUCAUCGAGUCCUGCAUACGGCCGAACAAAGCUGACAGGCCAAAAGUGAAAGAUCUGCUGAACCACGAGUUCUUCGGCGAAGACAUCGGGCUGCGGCUGGAGAUCGUGGACCGCGACCUGGUCACCUCCUCGGACAUCACCAAGAUACAGUUCCGCCUCAAGAUCAUCGAUCCUAAGAAACGAUCGUACACGCACAAGGAGAACGAGGCGAUCCAGUUCGAGUUCGACGUGGAGAACGACGACUGCGAGGAGGUGGCCAACGAGAUGGCGAAGGCGGGCCUCAUCAUGGAGGAGGACGCGCGCAUCGUCUUCAAACUGCUCAAGUCGCAGCUCAUCAGCCUCAACAGGUCAGUGAGUAGUGCUGUGUAUACUGCCAUGGCAAUGUGACCCCUAUGGUAAGUU